CGAUGCUGCCCUCCCAACAAGCGCUGCCGUGAUUUGGCAGCCGCCCGGACUCUGAACCUGCCCCUCCGCCCUGCAUUGGCUGGAGGAGGCCGGUGCCGGCCGGGGAGCGGUGAUACCGGCCCCGCCUGAGCCACCGGCAGCAUCGGGAGCUGCUUUGGCCGCGGAGAUGAAGCUCCUCUGGCUGGGCGUGGAUGUCUCCCGGGUGCUGCACUUAGCUGCUGUCUUCUGCCUGACCUGCGUGCUGCUGAAAGCCAUCCAGCUCUACCACCGGCGACGGGAGCUGCUCCGAGCUCUGGCCGACUUCCCCGGCCACCCCACGCACUGGCUCUUCGGACACGUCCACGAGUUUCUCAAAGAGGAAGAGGUACUGGACAAGGUGGAGAUCUGGGCUCAGAAGUACCAAAUUGCUCACCCUCUCUGGUUUGGGAGUUUCUCAGCAUUCCUGGUUAUCACUGAUCCUGACUAUGCCAAGACUGUGCUGACCAGAGGAGAUCCUAAGGAUAAUAUCAGCUAUAAACACCUUGUCCCAUGGAUUGGGAGAGGAUUGCUGAUCUUACAUGGGCCAAAAUGGCACCAACAUCGAAAACUCCUGACUCCAGGGUUUCAUUAUGAUGUCUUGAAACCAUACGUGGCCCUGAUGGCAGAGUCCAUCAACGUGAUGCUGGAUAAAUGGGAAGAGCUGACCAAAGAUGGGAAACCAGUGGAGCUCUUUGAGCAUGUCAGCUUGAUGACUCUUGAUAACAUCAUGAAAUGUGCCUUCAGUUGUCACAGCAACUGCCAGACCGACAGGAACAACACCUACAUCCAGGCUGUCUAUGAGCUAUGCCACAUGGUGCACCAGCGACUCCGCAUCUUCCCCUACCAUAAUGACAUCAUUUACUGGCUCAGCCCCCAUGGAUAUCGGUUCAGGAAGGUCUGCCAGCUUGCUCAUGACCACACAGACAAGGUGAUCCGUGAGCGAAAGGAAUCCCUUAAAGAUGAACGAGAAUUUGAAAAGAUCCAGAAGAAAAGACAUUUGGACUUCCUGGACAUUCUGCUGUGUGCCAAAGAUGAGAAUGGAGCUGGACUGUCUGAUGAGGACCUGCGUGCUGAGGUGGACACAUUCAUGUUUGAGGGCCAUGAUACAACAGCCAGUGGGAUCUCCUGGCUCUUCUACUGCCUGGCCUCACACCCUGAGCACCAGGCACGGUGCCGGGAGGAGAUCCAGGGGAUCCUGGGGAACCGGGAGACAAUUCAGUGGGAGGACCUGGGCAAGAUGUCAUACAGCACCAUGUGCAUCAGGGAGAGCCUUCGCCUUUACCCACCCGUGCCUGGUGUGUCCCGGCAGCUCAGCAAAGCCAUCACCUUCCCUGAUGGACGCACGUUGCCAGAAGGCAGCGUCGCUGCAGUAAGCAUUUAUCUCAUUCACAGAAACCCUGCAGUAUGGAAAGACCCUUUGGUGUUUGACCCUUUGCGGUUUUCCCCAGAGAACGUGUCUGGCAGACAUUCUCAUGCCUUUCUGCCUUUUUCUGCUGGAACAAGGAACUGCAUCGGGCAGCAGUUUGCCAUGAACGAGAUGAAGGUGGCACUGGCCUUGACCCUGCUCCGCUUCGAGCUCUCUCCUGACCCUGCCAAACCUCCCUCCAAAAUACCUCGGAUCAUCCUUCGCUCCAAAAAUGGGAUUCACCUGUACCUAAAGAAAAUCCACUGAUGCUGGAAAGUGUUUUGCCUUAGCUGGAGGUAGCAACCCAGCUGAUAACAGGACAGCGUUUCUCUGGGACAGAAGGUGCAGGUCAGAAUUUGGAGAUGAGGAUUCCUGGUUUCUGUGCUUCUUCCACAGGCUGAAAGCACUGUUCAGCCUAGGUAGAUUUGUCACCAUCUGCUCGUGGAGUCUUGAUCUUGGAGCACCCAGGCAUGACCAUGCCCCUUUGCUGGCUGUCCCCUUGCCCUGCCCUAAAGGCUGGCCUGGCUUGGGAAGGUCUGCAGGUCCCAGUAACCAAAUCCUUACCUCCUUACCAAAUCCUGCCUUGACACUCACAUUCUGGCCAAAUCUGUGACCAUUUUCAGCCCUGCUCCACUAUCAGCACCUUCCUCAGUGCCUAGAGGUCUGCCCUCUCUCCUGCAGUGGUCACAGCCCAGGGCAGACCUCUGUCUCACACUCAGUGUGUCUCUGUCUUGUUAAAGCACUGAUUUCAGUUUGGACUCUGAAGUUUUGCCUAAACUGAAAGAUAAUUCUGUAACUUUUGUGUUAAUAAAUAAAAAAUUAUUC
Messenger RNA from Calypte anna (Anna's hummingbird), 2248 nucleotides. Its product is annotated as cytochrome P450 4B1. Lineage: Eukaryota; Metazoa; Chordata; Aves; Apodiformes; Trochilidae. The transcript is spliced from 12 exons. The record is from RefSeq and is a predicted model, not a curated record. The coding region runs from base 167 to 1690 and encodes 507 amino acids. Gene Ontology annotation, molecular function: heme binding; monooxygenase activity; oxidoreductase activity, acting on paired donors, with incorporation or reduction of molecular oxygen.